AUGUCGUCUUUCGCCGAAUCCUCCCGAGACGUCCGUAUCGAAAACCGGGGACCUGAAACCUGGCUCGUUUGCGAGGCCCAGGCAGAGGAUGGAUCGUGGCAGCCCGCCGAAAUCAACCUCGAUGAUGUGAUCGGCAACGACGAUGGCUGGUUCAGCCGCGAUACCACCGGAUUUACCCAGAGCGCCGAUGAUAUCACUUUCGAAUUCCGUGGUUCCGAGCCUUGGCUCGAGGCUGAGCUGCCAACGCGUGAUGGUGGUAGCCGUGGACGUCAGGGCAUCAAUCUCGGACUCCACAUUACCAACAACGACGGUAACCUGGAGUGGUAUGUAAGUAUUGAGAUCUAUCAUUGGGGUCACUAA
Messenger RNA from Aspergillus oryzae RIB40, 360 nucleotides. RefSeq names its product CVNH domain-containing protein. Bases 1 to 360 code for a protein of 119 amino acids. The transcript is spliced from 2 exons. Lineage: Eukaryota; Fungi; Ascomycota; Eurotiomycetes; Eurotiales; Aspergillaceae. The record is from RefSeq and is a predicted model, not a curated record.